This is a messenger RNA of Drosophila persimilis, 908 nucleotides long. RefSeq names its product thioredoxin domain-containing protein 5 homolog. NCBI's taxonomy places the organism in Eukaryota, Metazoa, Arthropoda, Insecta, Diptera, Drosophilidae. Gene Ontology annotation, cellular component: endoplasmic reticulum. The coding region runs from base 1 to 894 and encodes 297 amino acids. The record is from RefSeq and is a predicted model, not a curated record. Gene Ontology annotation, molecular function: protein disulfide isomerase activity. The transcript has a single exon. Gene Ontology annotation, biological process: protein folding.
AUGUUUCAACGAUAUUUACUUAAUGCUGUAUUGGUAUUCAUCAUUCUAUUAGAAAUAUCGGUUGAAUCAUCGGCAUCAGGAGUAGAGGACACCGAUCACCGAACCAUCGACUGGAGCACCGACGAUUUCGAAACAAAUCUGAAGGAGAAGAAUGUCAUAGUCGAGUUCUAUGCAACGCUCUGCGAGAGCUGCAAUAGUUUAUAUAGCAUAUUGUGGAAGCUGAUGGGGAUCCAGAAUACGGCCAGCACGAGCCUGGCCAUUGGCGCCAUAAACUGCUCCAAAUAUGAGUCAUUUUGCAUCAGUAACAAUGUCACAAUGUAUCCGACUCUCCUGUACUUUGAAAAGGACGACGGAGUCGCAAAGAAAUCAUACAAUCUGAGUAGCUUUAUGUCCGAAAAAACCACCGAAAAAGCAGUCGUGAUAAAGGAAGAUGCCCCCCAGAAUUGUGCUCCUGGGCAAGUCUUUACAUUGACCGACAAAAGUUUCGAUUCAAGCAUCAAAAGUAUGAAAUCCUUUGUGAAGUUCUUUCAACCCAGCUGCCCAUUCUGUACCGCCAUUAAACAGGUGUGGAUUGAUCUGGCCAGCGAGCUGAGAAAUGUGACGGCUGUCUGCAUUGCGGAGCUCGAUUGUACGGAUUUCAAAGCCAUAUGCAAGAGGUAUCACAUUACCGCCGUACCAAAGUUGGUAUGGAUUGACAGUAACGCCUUUCGUGUCUAUAACGGCGGUGGAAAGGUGGAGUUAUUGAAGCGUUUUGUUAUAGAUAUGAUUGAUAAUAACGGCACGACGCCAAUUAUGGUUAUUUCAAGGGCGACCAGUAAUCCAUCCAGCUAUCCAUUCAUGACUGUAGUUUAUCUCGGCAUUUUGGGAUUGAUCAAAAAUUAUUUGUUUAAAUAAAGAGUGUACCCCAU